AUGCAUGGUGUGUCACUACAGGGGCCAUGCCGAUCUUUAGCAACAGCUGGGUGUGAUGGAAAAUUCUCAUCGAAUGUCCAGCGUGACAUCUUGAGGCGGGUUUCGAAACAUGACCCUGACGAGGUGCCAAUCGAUUGGGUUGAAGCUCCUGUCCAGAAACAGCGUGGUCCCAAUGGUGUCGAGAUGAGGAAAAUCCCACUUGUUCUUCCACAUGAUUUGGUCAUGAAGAUGCCCCUCAUCAGCGACUCUGAGAUCAAAGAGUACUGGGAUCACCUAUCUGCCUGCAACAGCCCUCUAGCAAAGGUCAGUGAAACAAAGACCCAUUACCCCCUCUGGAUCUGGGGUGAUGAGGCCCAGUACCGGGAAUCGGGAGAUGAGGUGUUACUGAUCAGCUUGGGUGCGGUUCUGGACCAGCGAAAAUAUAGUGUUGAAGCAUGCUUUCCCAUCUGCGUUGUGCGGACAGAACUGAAGGUGGGUUUCUCAACAGUUUUUGCCAUCUUGGAGGCUGUAGUCCAGUCCUUGCAGAUGUUGUACAGGGACGGUGUGGAGAUGCCUGACGGGAAGAGGAAGCUCUUGCAAUAUGAUGUGUGGGGAGGACUGGACAUGGAUGAAGGGGACCGCCUUCUCCUUGCAUACGACUGUUUCAAGGGCUUUUGCAGGUGCGUUGUUGCAUGGCUCUGUGAUGAAGUGGUGGGUUUGGCGAAUGGUGCAUACAGGGAUGACUGGAUUCCCCUUCUUGUGGCAUAUAGCAGAGUGGCAUCGCAAUGUGGAGAUGAUGCCCCGGUACCUAUCGAAUGA
Cladocopium goreaui is the source of this 798-nucleotide messenger RNA. The record is from the annotation of a GenBank genome assembly. NCBI's taxonomy places the organism in Eukaryota, Dinophyceae, Suessiales, Symbiodiniaceae.